This is a messenger RNA of Sorex fumeus (smoky shrew), 2432 nucleotides long. It is a transcript of the gene NOC2L, whose product is annotated as NOC2 like nucleolar associated transcriptional repressor. Gene Ontology annotation, molecular function: histone binding; transcription corepressor activity. The record is from RefSeq and is a predicted model, not a curated record. Gene Ontology annotation, cellular component: nucleoplasm; Noc2p-Noc3p complex; Noc1p-Noc2p complex. The coding region runs from base 16 to 2265 and encodes 749 amino acids. The transcript has 19 exons. NCBI's taxonomy places the organism in Eukaryota, Metazoa, Chordata, Mammalia, Eulipotyphla, Soricidae. Gene Ontology annotation, biological process: ribosomal large subunit biogenesis; negative regulation of transcription by RNA polymerase II.
GGGCGGCUGGCGGCGAUGGCGGCGCGGAGCGGGCGGAGGAGGCGCCUGGCGGAGCUGACGGUGGACGAGUUCCUGACCUCGGGCUUCGACUCCGAGUCCGAGCCCGAGCCCGAGCCCGACGCGGCCCCCGGCGCGGAGUCGGCGCCACGCGGAGGCCCCCGGAGCCCGGAGACGCGCGGGGAGGCGCGGGGCGGCAGCCGGCGCAGAGGCCGCGCCUCCGAGCACAAGGACCAGCUUUCUCGGCUGAAGGAUAAAGACCCGGAGUUUUACAAGUUCCUGCAGGAGAACGACCGGAGCCUGCUGGACUUCAGUGACUCUGAUGGCUCCGAGGAGGAAGAGGGCCAGCUCCAUGCCCUGCCAGACACGCUGGAAGAAGCCAGCGAGGACGAGAGUGAAGAUGGAGUCGCUGGGGACAGGAAGAAGAAGAUGGGGGAUGCUGUGCCCGUGACCCUUGCCAUGGUGGACAGGUGGAAGCGGAUGGCCAAGCAGCACCUCACUCCACGGCUGCUGCACCAGAUCCUGCAGGCAUUUCGAGCUGCGGUGGCCACCACCCAAGGAGACCAGGAGAGUGCUGAGGCCAGCCGGUUCCAGGUCACUGACAGUGCUGUGUUCAACGCACUGAUCACUUUCUGCGUCAGAGACCUCUUUGCCUGCCUUCAGAAGCUGUUGUUUGGGAAAGCCCCGGAGGAGGGCGGCAGGGUGCUGCCGCCGUCCAGUAGCCCGCUGUGGGGGAGGCUCCGGCUGGACAUCAAGGCUUACCUGAGCUCCGUCCUGCAGCUGGUGACUUGCGUGACCGAGACCACUGUAGCAGCAGCCAUUCUUCGGCAUGUCAGCCACUUGGUGCCUUACUUCCUGACCUUCCCCAAGCAGUGCCGCGUGCUGCUCAAGAGGAUGGUGGUCUUGUGGAGCACGGGGGAGGAGACGCUGAGAGUGCUGGCCUUCCUGGUGCUCCUCCGAGUCUGCCGGCACAAAGGCACCUUCCUGAGCCCCGUUCUCAAGCAAAUGUACAUCACCUACGUGCGGAACUGCAAGUUUACUUCCCCUAGUGCCCUCCCGCUCAUCAACUUCAUGCAGCGCACGCUGACUGAGAUGCUUGCCCUGGACCCUGGCUCGGCCUACCAGCACGCCUUCCUCUACAUCCGCCAGCUGGCCAUCCACCUGCGCAAUGCCAUGACCACGCGCAAGAAGGAGACGUACCAGUCUGUGUACAAUUGGCAGUUUGUACACUGCCUGUACUUGUGGUGUCGUGUGCUCAGCACCAUCCGCCCCAGUGAGGCUCUCCAGCCACUGAUCUACCCCCUUUCCCAGGUCAUCAUCGGCUGCAUCAAGCUGGUCCCCACGGCUCGUUUCUACCCGCUGCGUAUGCACUGUGUGCGGGCCCUGACCCUGCUCUCGGAGAGCACCGGCACCUUCAUCCCUGUGCUGCCUUUCCUCCUCGAGGUUUUCCAGCAGGUUGACUUCAAUCGGCGGCCCGGGCGCAUGAGCUCCAGACCCAUCAACUUUGCUGUGGUCCUGAAGCUGUCCAAAGUCAACCUUCAGGAGAAGGCAUACCGGGAUGGCCUCGUGGAGCAGCUGUAUGACCUUACCCUGGAAUAUUUGCAUAGCCAAGCCCACAGCAUUGCCUUCCCCGAGCUGGCGCUGCCAGCUAUUCUGCAGUUCAAGUCUUUCCUCCGGGAGUGCAAGGUCGCCAACUACUGCCGGCAGGUGCGCCAGCUGCUGGAGAAGGUGCAGGAGAAUGCAGAGUACAUUGGUAGCCGCCGCCAGCAGGCGUCUUUUGCUGUGUCUGCCCGGCCCGCAGUGGAUGCCUGGGAAAAGCAGACGCGGGAGGCAGGCACACCGCUCACCAAGUAUUACAGCCAGUGGCGGAAACUGAGGGACCGAGAGAUCCAGCUUGAGAUCAGCGGCAAAGAACGGCUGGAAGACUUGAACUUCCCAGAGAUAAAACGGCGGAAGCUGGAGGACAGGAAGAACGAGGACAGGGUGGAAUUCAAGGACCUUUUUGACCUGGACAGUGAUGAAGAGAGUACUGCAGAUGCCACAGAGAGAGAGUCACCUGGGUGCCUGAGAACUCGGCAGAGGAAGGAAGAGGAGGGCAGUAGCAGUGACGAGGUGGCAGGCAGUAGCAGUGACGAGGCGGCAGGCAGUGGCUCAGAGGAUGGAAACCCAGACGUGGAGGCGGGGCUGCUGCCUGGGGAACUGUGGAGUCUGGCUCAGGGGCCAGAUGACGAACUGCAGGACCUGCAGCUGUCGGAGGAGGAGGACUGAAGCGGUGUGGUGCCAUCAGCCAUUGCUGCGCUCCUGCACGUGCUGCGCCUGUGGGGCUGCAGCUCACUGAGCAGCCAUGGCCCUGAGGCCCGUGUCAGACCAUCUUGGGGGGAGGCCAGUAGAUGCACAAGAUUUUUUUAAUACUUUUUUACCAUAUGAAAAGACCA